Molecule: messenger RNA, 4195 nt
Organism: Salvelinus namaycush (lake trout)
Lineage: Eukaryota; Metazoa; Chordata; Actinopteri; Salmoniformes; Salmonidae
Product: piggyBac transposable element-derived protein 4-like
Exons: 9
Coding region: 1311-3293 (660 amino acids)
Source: RefSeq, a predicted model, not a curated record
AAGACUCUAAAUAGUUUUCCAAAUCAGAUAAAAAAAUUAAGAAAAGGGCCAUUUUCUUCAUACAUUUUGAUUUGUGUAUGAAAAAUGUUCCAAAUAAAAUAAAGAGAUUUAUGACAUAUUCACAUUCAAUUGUGGAAUCAGUGUAGAAAAAUAAUAUGUCAAACUUAGAUUUCAAUGGUUGUAUGCAAAAUGAGGACAAGAUAUAGUUUUACAUCAGUCCAGAACACUUCACUAUAUAACAAUGACAGAAUAAGUGUUCAAUUAGAGUCUACGUAAUUACGUUACGCAGUUUUACGUUAUUAUGUAUUGACGGCAUCACGCAAUGACAUCACAACGUCUAUUAGCAACAAAUCAACUUCCUCUGGAGAUUAGUUGGCAACACUGAGCGGAAUGCGGCGAAAGCACCUACCGAUGCCGACGACUCGAAUGUGCUGCUCUGAUGCCGACGACUCGAAUGUGCUGCUCUGAAAUGCAGGACAGUUGCCAGGGAAGUCCAGAAGACUGACACGUCUGCAUUACUUGUGACAUGACUUCCUGACUUCAAGGCAUCUGAACAGAAUCUCCACUUGGAGUUCCAUUCUGGAAUAGGAAUGUGUGCUGCAUUCAGACCACGAGACUGAUGCGCUUUGUGAAAAUCCAGGGUUUGAGUGCUGUGGUCAGUGGAAUUUCAGCGUUGGACUCCAACAUACUGUUGACUGUCCUGAAACAAGAUGGCUGUUCUGGGCUGCUUUUAAACCUCUACAGGAUCAGUGUCCUGAAAUCUGGAACGCUGCUGCUCAGUAUGUGACUAGAAAGGCAUUCUGAACAACAGCCAACUUUCCGGGACAUCGACAUGUCUUAUAUCGUCAGAAAGCUUAAAUGUUCGUUAAUCUAACCGCAGUGUCUAAUUUACAGUAGCUAUUACAGCGGGACAAAAUACCAUGCUAUUGUUUGGGGAUAGUGCACAACAACAGAACACUUAUCAAUGCAACUUGAUACAUUCACCUCUGACAUAUUGGCUACACAACACGUCAAUUAGCCUAAUGAAGGUAAGCCAUCGUUAGGCACCAAUGAGACCAGGUGUUCACUUGAUUGACAGAGUCUUGGUCCAAGGACCACCUAUCAUUUUGAAAGUGAUCUAGCUAGAUAGCCAAUGAGCUGGGCUUUCCAGCAGCAUGUGAACGCCUUUUGUACUACAAACAACCAUCAUGCUAGAGCUGUGGGCAACAGUGUUCAUUCUCUGGUGAAAGCAAACAGGACUCACGGUAGUUAAUGAUACUCAGUGGUUCGUUCUCUUCUACAAACUUUUCUCAAAACUAAAAAAAGAAAACAUGGCUACUACUAGUGGAAAAGCUACAUUGAAGUCCAAGUUUACAAAUUUGGAUGAGAACAUUGCAGAAAUGGACUGGGAGAGUGACACAGAACUCAUGGAUGAGGACUCCAUGAGUGAGUACAGUUUUGAUUCCAGUGAGGAAGAAAUGUUUUUGGAAGGAGAAGAUCCACUUUUAGAUCAAGGUAGAGACUCCGAUGACCUCUGGGAGCCAUCUCCAAAGAAACCACAUACAAGUCCAUCCCACACUCAUUCAAACAUAGGAACUGGUUCCUCCAGUCUGACCCCUGCUGCUGUCUCUGGCUCCACAGCCACCCGGCCAUCUAGAGGUGUUAUGAGUCCAGACCAGAAGCGGAGGAGGGCCAGUGUACCAGCGGCAACUACCACCGAGGGAGAGGACCGUUGGCGCACUGUGCUAGAGGAUGAUGUGGAGCCACUUCGACCAACAUUUCGACCUAAAAGGCAGCCAGGACCUCAGCUGGACAUGACUGGAAAGUACAGCCCCCUUAAUCUUUUCCAGAUGUUUUUCUCCUUGUCAGUUCUUGAUUUGCUUGUGUCGAACACCAACAAGUAUGGGGCUAAGAAGCAAGCAGGCAAGAAAGAGGCAUGGAAGCCCAUUUCCAUCCAAGACCUGUACUGUUACAUCUCACUGGUCAUUUAUAUGGGGCUUGUGAAGUUGAAAACCCUGAAGGACUACUGGAGAAGCUCAAGACUCUACCAACUGCCUUUCCCCGCAACUAUCAUGUCUUGUAAGAGGUUUCUGACCGUCUCGCGGGCGCUUCAUAUUAGUGACCCACAAGCUGACGAUAACAAUGACAAGAAGAAGGGCACAGCAGGCUUUGAUAGGCUCUGCAAAAUCAAACCUCUCUACUCCAGCAUUGUUGAGGCCUGCAAGACCCAUUUUCAGCCUUCCCAGAACCUGUCCAUCGAUGAGAGGAUGGUAGCCUCAAAGGCCAGAAUUGGCAUCAAGCAAUAUAUGCCUAACAAGCCAACAAGAUGGGGUUACAAGCUGUUUGUUUUGGCAGAUUCUGCAUGUGCCUACACUUGGAAUUUCUUUGUGUAUGAGGGGAAGUCCAUCUCAGCCACCGGUAUGGGACUUGGUUAUGAUUCCGUAAUGAAAUUAUUGGAUUUUCCACUGCUGGGGACAGGCUACAAAUUGUUUGUGGAUAACUUUUACACAAGCCCUACCCUGUUUAUAGACCUGAGGAAGCUGAAUGUAUGGUCUUGUGGAACCAUUCGUCCCAACGGAGUGGGUUUUCCCAAAACAAAAGUAAACGACAUGCCUAAGAGGGCUGAAAGGGGUGCCAUACGAUGGAUUCGUAAAGAUGACCUGCUCUUUGUAAAGUGGAUGGAUGCCAGAGAGGUGGUCAUGUGCUCCAGUAUCCACAAAUCGUACAGUGGCGAUCACAUCCGCAGGCGUGCUAAGGACGCUAAUGGGACAUGGACCAAGAAAGAUGUCCCCGUUCCAGCUGCUGUGAAGGAUUACAAUAAGAGCAUGGGAGGUGUGGACCUGUCAGACGCGCUGAUAGGCUACUACAAUGUUCUCCACAAGACAAUGAAAUGGUACAAGACAUUCUUCUAUCACUUCAUCGACAUUGCUGUGGUGAAUGCAUUCAUCCUCCAGAAGGAGAAGGCUAAGAUCUGUGGAAAGACCCCCAUGACACAGCUAGCCUUCAGAGAGCUGCUCAUCCAGGAGCUUGCUGACUACGGCACAAAGUCCACUGCAGCACCUUCUGUCCUCUCUACCUCUGUCCCCUCUACCUCUGUCCUCUCUACUCCUGCCUCCAGUGAUGUUCACCUGCCAAAAUACAUCACUGCAGACCUGAAUGUGCCUCGUGGCCAAAAGGGCACAGUAGGGAGGCGUCGUUGUACUCUGUGCCACAAGAAAUCUCCCAUCACCUGCACUACUUGUGCAGUUACCCUCUGCUUUACAACAGAGAGAGACUGCUAUGGGCCUUGGCAUCAGCAACUCAAUCUGGUGUAGAGGUGUUACCCUCUGCUUUACAACAGAGAGAGACUGCUAUGGGCCUUGGCAUCAGCAGUUCAAUCUGAUGUAGAGGUGUUACCCUCUGCUUUACAACAGAGACUGCUAUGGGCCUUGGCAUCAGCAGCUCAAUCUGGUGUAGAGGACUGUGGGUGUUCUGAAUACUCUAAUUGUAAAUAGUUGUUUUUUUUCUCCCUCAGAAGUGUAGACACCACAAACUGACAUUAGAUCAGUGUUGGCUGCUAACUUGGCCGUUUAUCUUUAAUAGUUCACUUCUGUGUUUUGGGAGGCAUUGGUUCAGCGUUCUCGUCGCGUCUCCUGUUAGUAACUUUUGUGUAGGGAUGCUAAUGAUCCAUUACGUAUGACAUUCCUGGGAGUGUGUAAACUUUAUUAUUAAAGCAUUUUAGUAUGUUCUCUAUAGGUAUGUACUUUCAAAUGGACCAAUUUGUCCACUUGGGUACAUUUGGGAAAACUCGUGAGGGACACCUGGGAAACGUCAUACCAAAUAUUAUGUAGCUCUCUCAUUCUUGAGUGUAACUUUGCACACACAUUGUUACCCUGUUGUGGACAACAAAAAAAUAUAGAAAACCAAUGUUUAAUUUUUAUAUCUUUUAUUAUGGGGGUCUAUUGUCCUGCAUUAUUGUGGAGGGGUGAGGGUGGACCCACGACAGGUGGACCCACUGGCAUUGCCAAGGCAACAAGGGGACAGCUCGUUGGGGUUACCAACUGUCUGAUUUGACCAGAGACUCACACAAAAUGGCUGUUUGCUUUGCAUUGUUGACCCAAAAUGGCCUAGAGGUUGGAGCGUUGGACUAGUAACCGAAAGGUUGCAAGUUCAAAUCCCCGAGGUGAAAAGGUACAGAUCUGUCGUUCUGCCCCUGAACAGGCAGUUAACCCACUGU